This is a messenger RNA of Brettanomyces nanus, 1203 nucleotides long. RefSeq lists its product as uncharacterized. Gene Ontology annotation, biological process: regulation of DNA-templated transcription. NCBI's taxonomy places the organism in Eukaryota, Fungi, Ascomycota, Pichiomycetes, Pichiales, Pichiaceae. The record is from RefSeq and is a predicted model, not a curated record. Bases 1 to 1203 code for a protein of 400 amino acids. The transcript has a single exon. Gene Ontology annotation, molecular function: DNA binding; protein heterodimerization activity; DNA-binding transcription activator activity, RNA polymerase II-specific. Gene Ontology annotation, cellular component: nucleus; CCAAT-binding factor complex.
AUGGAGAACAAUAUUGGUUAUUCGAGGUACGAUGGCCAUGACCAGUACGGUGCAAAUACGUUUGAUGGUUCACAGGCUGCUCACGGUGAUGUUUCAAGUCACCAAGACAACCAGGUGGACGAUACCCAGAGUACCCAGGGUCCGCACGGUACCCAGGCCGGUGGUACCACACCUUUCCUGGGAGUUGUGGGUCUUGAGAACGGUAUCGGAGUGGGACCAAUAGGUGCUGCUGUGAGUGGUAUUGAUGUGGGGGGAGUUGCCAUGGAUAACGAUGGUGUCACUGCUGUUGUUAGUACAGUUGUUGGCACCUCUGAGAUUGAUGCAAAUUCCGAUGCUGGUGUUGGUAGCAAUGUCAGCGCAGAGCAACAACAACAGGGGGAGUUUGACAGUCCUUCAGGGGCGUUUGCUAACGUUGGACAAGGUCUUGAAGGCAAGUGUAAAAACCUGAUGAUGCAGUAUUGGCAGGAUACAAUCAAUUCUAUCGAGAGAGACGAGUACGACUUUAAAAGUCAUCAAUUACCUUUGGCAAGAAUCAAAAAGGUUAUGAAGACCGAUGAAGAGGUUAAGAUGAUAUCCGCAGAGGCUCCUAUUUUAUUUGCCAAAGGUUGCGAUAUAUUCAUUACUGAGCUCACUAUGAGAGCCUGGAUUCACGCCGAAGAAAACAAGCGCAGAACGCUACAAAAAUCGGACAUUGCUGCGGCUUUGCAGAAAUCCGAUAUGUUUGACUUUUUGAUCGAUAUCGUACCAAGAGAAGAGGAGAAGCCGAAGAAGAAGCACUCACACCAUCAGAAGCAAAAUAAGAAGCAUGAUCAGGUUUCAGAUGGUUCUGUAGGCCCUCUGACUACCUCGAUUGAUUCUCCAGUAUCUGGUCAGCAAAUCCAGCAAGCCCAGCAAGUGCAACAGGCUCAGCAGGCGCAAUACCAGCAAUUAUACCAGCAGCAAUAUUUGGAUCAAGUAUAUCAGCAGCAGCAGCGACAACAACAACAAUUACAGCAACAGCAGCAGCAGUCGCAAUCUCAACCACCCGAAUCACAACCGCAAUCACAGCCUCAUCCUCAACAAUAUAUGUACUCUGGAAGUCAGUCAGUGCAACAGCAAGGCCAACCUCAAGUACACCCCGGAUUGGGCCAACAGGAUCCUUCGAUGUCGCAGAUCAAACAAGACGAAGAUAAGUUCAAUCUAUCAAAUGGUUAUAGCUUCUAA